UAUCGUAAGUUAUAUAAUAUAUUGCAGCAUUAUGUACAUGUAUGUACUUUGCAGGAGAAAGGCAUUAAUCUGACCCACAUUGAGUCCCGUCCAUCACGCAACAACAAAGAAGAAUACGAGUUCUUCAUCAGUGUGGAUCAAGCCUCUUCUAAUGCUCUGGACGAGGUUGUUGACGGUCUGCGCACGCAAAUCACUGGCCAAGUUCAUGAGCUGUCUCGCAACAAACAGAAGGACACAGUUCCAUGGUUCCCAAAUGACAUCCAGGACUUGGACCGUUUUGCCAAUCAGAUUCUCAGUUAUGGGUCCGAGCUGGAUUCAGACCAUCCUGGCUUUACUGACCCCAUGUACCGUGCCAGAAGAAAGGAAUUUGCUGACAUUGCCUACAACUACAGACAUGGACAGGUUAUUCCACGUGUGGAAUAUACCGCUGAAGAGAAGGCCACAUGGGGAACAGUUUUCAGAGAGCUGAAGACUCUGUACGCAACGCAUGCCUGUCAUGAACACAACCGUGUUUUUCCACUUCUGGAGAAGUACUGUGGAUACCAUGAGGACAACAUCCCGCAGCUAGAGGACAUCUCACACUACCUGCAGACAUGCACAGGUUUCCGUCUGCGUCCUGUGGCCGGUCUGCUCUCCUCGCGUGACUUCUUAGCUGGGCUCGCCUUCCGAGUGUUUCACUCGACACAGUACAUUCGCCAUAGCUCCAAACCCAUGUACACACCUGAACCGGACAUCUGUCAUGAGCUACUGGGCCAUGUCCCACUGUUUGCUGACCCAGGCUUUGCCCAGUUCUCACAG
Molecule: messenger RNA, 798 nt
Organism: Carassius auratus (goldfish)
Lineage: Eukaryota; Metazoa; Chordata; Actinopteri; Cypriniformes; Cyprinidae
Product: phenylalanine-4-hydroxylase-like
Exons: 6
Biological process (GO): L-tyrosine biosynthetic process
Molecular function (GO): phenylalanine 4-monooxygenase activity; iron ion binding
Source: RefSeq, a predicted model, not a curated record